UCUUCCAGAUCCAAUCAUCCAACCAACAACCGCAAACAAGCAGGUCAUCGAGCUCGGAGCCUCGGAGACGACCGCCAGCGGAGCCGCCGUCUCUCUCGGGAAGGAGGGGAAGCCCGACCGGAGCCAUGUGCUACCAGGUGAAGUGCGGCACCUGCGGCAAGCCCACGUGGGCGGGUUGCGGCCGCCACGUCGCGUCCGUGCACGCGCAGAUCCCCGAGGGCCAGCACUGCGCCUGCCGGGACUGGCCCGGCGUCGCCCCGCCCGUCGAGAAGAAGGCCGCCGACGCCGACGCGGCCGGUGCCGGGAAGACCUCCGGCGCCGCCGCGGUGGAGGGGUCUGCCGGUUCCACGGAAGGCGGCGCUGCGCAGUGAGAUAGAUGCGCGUGGUUCCCCCGGAGGCCCGGACGAACGAUGAUGCUCGAUUCGGAACUGCAGCGCGUGUGGCCGUCGUGCUACCAACGAUGCCUAUUGUGUUGUGGUGUAAUUUCGUAUUGUACCCAAUGGGCUCCGGUGCGGAUUGACUGAAUAAAUUAAAUGUAAUAAAUACUCUUUAACAUUUACUAUGCGAAAGUGUUUCUUUAGCGGGAACAUAUCAGGUGCAAA
This is a messenger RNA of Panicum virgatum (switchgrass), 602 nucleotides long. RefSeq lists its product as uncharacterized. The record is from RefSeq and is a predicted model, not a curated record. Lineage: Eukaryota; Viridiplantae; Streptophyta; Magnoliopsida; Poales; Poaceae. Bases 126 to 371 code for a protein of 81 amino acids. The transcript has a single exon.